CACACUUCGCGUGUUGGUCUGUUUCCACUCCUCUCCUCUCUCUCUCUCUCUCUCUCUCUCUCUCUAUUUUUCUAUCUCUUUUGUCGCCGGAACCCUAAUUCGAUCCACCGGACUUCGAAUUCACCGUAGAUGACUGUACGAUUGUGGAAUAGGUGAGAUCAAAGGGGCUGGAUUUCCUCGCCGGAUGGAGGGAGGUAGCGUCUUUAGACUUUCUUCUUCUGGGAUACACCCAUGGAUUAUGAUGACAGUGAUUUUCAAAGCCAGAAUCUCCAUUUAGCUGGUGAAGGGAGCACAAAAUUUCCUCCAUAUGCUCUCUCUAAGUUUGAUUUUGAUGAAAGCCUUCAAGGGCAUUUAAGAUUUGAUAGUUUGGUUGAAACUGAAGUUUUCCUUGGUAUUGAAAGUAACGAAGAUAACCAGUGGAUUGACGUGUAUUCCCGGGGGACUAGUGGCAUAGAGUUCAGUUCAACUGCAGCUGAAUCCUGCUCUAUAUUGAGGGCUAAUAAUGUUUGGUCUGAGGCCACUUCCUCAGAAUCUGUUGAAAUGCUAUUAAAAUCUGUUGGACAGGAGGAAUUUAUCCCUAGAGAAACUGUUAUACAGGAAUCUGAUGCCUGUGAUGAACUGGCAUGCUUAGCUAAGCAAAUGGAGUCCAAUCCAAAACCUGAUGAUAAAAAUGAAUUUAAAGGUAAUGAUACUGAUUUACAGCCCCCAGGCUAUAUCCAUGAAAACUUGUCUGUAUUAAAGGAGGAUGUAGAAAGGGAACCGUCUCUGGCUGGAGUUUCCCAAGGUGAAUUAUCCAUUGAUGGAAGUUUAAGAAAUGUGCAACCACAUGAUAUGCAUGGUAAUAUUGACUUGCCUGUGUGUAGGGAGGUUCUCUUUACUGAUGGCAAAAGUAAUGAUACAGAUCAAAGUAAAGUUGAGAAUAAGGCUGAUGGUUCUCUCGAAGAAAAAACUCAAGAGGGUUCAUCUGCUUCUGGCAUAAAGACUAGUAUUACUUCAACUUCUGCACAAAAUAUCUCUUCCACUUGUGAUGACUUAAAUAUUCAAAAUUUGCAAGAUCAAGUAAUUGGAAUGGGUGAUGAUGAGAAAAAAUCUUUACAAAUACCAGCUAAUGAGCAAGAUUUGGAUUCUUCUGCAAUUAACAAAGAUUCUAAUGUUGACAAUCAAACUUUGGACGUAGAUGCAGUUGAGGGUGAAGUGCAUCAUUCUGAUAAACCUCCGUGUUCAAUCCCCAUAGAAGAAGCAUUGGAAAGUGGCAAUGUAGUUGAAGGCCUAGAGACUGCUGGAAGUAGUUUAGAGGGCUCCAUGAGCAUGGUAUCUGAUGAUAUUUCUGACUUGCAGAAAGCAGAAAGAUGCAAUGACGAUACAUGUUUCAGUAAUUUGACUCAGGGCAAUGCAAAGGAAGAUGCUUUGGUGGGUAAUCAAUCUGCACCAAUUACAAGUGACUCACCAAGGGUUGCUAUUAAAAAUGAUUCCAGUUCUGAGGGGCAUGUAGUAGAGGUCAGCAAUUCCGAUUGUAAUACAUGUUCUAAUUUUCAGCAGAAUGUGGUUACUGUUGAGAAGACAUAUAGUGAGAGCAGUGUUGCUAAGGAAAAGGAGUUAUUGAACAUUGGUAACCAGAUGGAUACAGAGGUUUUCUUAAGUAAGUCAGAGCCAUCUAUGUUUGCUUUGGGGGAUAAAAAUACUUCUACUGUUAGUAAGGGAAAUAGUGAUAGCGAAGUAGGAGAUUUUUCUAGUUUAGGUGCAGUGGCUUCCACAAAAUCUUGUAUUUUGGGUGAGGCAACUCAAUUGUGUGAAAACAGUGAUCAUGACAAGCAGGGUGAAAAUGAAAACUUUUGUCAAGAGGUUUCUGUCAUUGACCAGGAGAAUAAAAAGGUCCCUUUUGAUUCUUGCCUAAUGCAUUGUGAUGUGGACCAAUCCCAUCUUGUUGAUACAGGAGUUAGUUCUUCAUCUAUUAAUGCUGGUACAACGGAAAUUUCGAUGACAACUCCCCCAGUAUCAGUUGAUGGCAUGCCUGUCAAUAAUUCAGCUUCACAAUGUAUAUCAGAAAAUAUUAGUUCAACAUCCUGUGAGAUAGUGAAUGUUCCGCCUGCGCCUAGCAGAGUUGGGUCCACACAUGAAGUUGCAGAUCACUAUGAAGUUCAAGGAGUGAUGCUUGUUGGGUCUGCUUCUAUUGUUGAAAAGGAAGACUCUAAAGCUAAAAUAGUAGAUGAAGCAAGCAUGUCUCUUCCUGUUGGGUCUUCUGAACAGGAAACUGCUCCUUGUCCUGUAACUGGAACUCAAAAACUAGAUUUUUCUGUUGCGUCUAGGCAACUGUUGGAUGAGACCUUAAGCAGUUGUGUGAUUACUGCUACUGAGAAGAUUGAUGAACCUCAAGAAACACUAAGUGAUAAGGUUCAUCAAGAAUGCACAAAAGAGGAUGGUGUAUCUGCUGUUCUGUGGGAAUCAGUUGAGAAACAGGUUGAUGAAGUUGCAGUUUCUUUUACUGAGGAUGACAAGGAGGCAACACAAGAGAACCAUGACAAGUCAUCCUCAAAAAUAUCAGGUUCCAAAUCUUCUUUACCUGAUUCUCACACCGAGUUGCAUGAAACUGGAAGCAGUCAUGCCAAUCAUACUGAUAAUACUUGUGAUACCUCUAUUAUAAUUGGAAACCCUCCUGAAACUGAAAAGGAUGUGAAUCUAGUUAAGGCUUCUGCUAAUCCGAAUCCUCCUGUUUCUGAGUGCAAAAAUAAGGAUGUGUCAAACAUGUCUACUGAUCAUGAUCCUAAGGGGAAUGAUGCAUCUAAAGAUGAGAGAAGCUUAACUCUUGAGGUAAAUCCUGUGGCAAAUUCGUCCAAAACUGAUGUUUCAGAAAAGACUACAAAAGGAAGAAAUGCUGGUAAGCGGCAACAAGAUCAUGUUACUAUAGUCGACAAAGCUUCAACGGUUGUAGAGGAUUUUCCACUGGUUUCUGCACUAGGUACUCCCAAAACCAAAGUAGCAGGAAAUAUCUCACUUGGGAGUCCACAAAUAUCUGAUGGUGACACAACACGUAAUGUUACUCAAGGUACACCUGAACGCAAAACUAGGCGAGCAUCUAACAAGACAUCUGGGAAGGAAUCAUCUAGAAAGGGAAAUAAAGGAAAAACUUCAGCGAGACAGUCAGAAAGAGGGGAUAGAUCAACUGCUGUGUCUCUGAGCCCAUCACCUUGUUUCCAGCUGAUGCAAUCCAACGAGGUGCAGCAGUAUGGGCAUGUUGAUUCUGUCUCUAAAAUGCCAUUUGCUAUUUUAAAUGCUUCAACAUCUAGCCUUCCUGAUUUGAACUCUUCUGCUUCUCUACCUGUUCUUUUUCAACAGCCUUUCAUGGAUAUUCAACAAGUACAAUUGCGUGCACAGAUCUUUGUCUAUGGAGCUUUGAUUCAAGGCACAGUACCUGAUGAGGCAUAUAUGAUAUCAGCUUUUGGGGGCCCAGAUGGUGGAAGGAGCAUUUGGCAGAGUGCUUGGUCUUCCUGCGUGGAAAGGCAGCAUGGUAAUAAAGCUCAUCCCAUUAACUCAGAAACUCCAGUGCAAUCACGAUCUGGUCCUAGAACUGCUGAUUUGGCAGUAAAGCAAAAUGCACUUCAAGGAAAAGGCAUCCCUUCACCUCUUGGCCUAGUCAGUAGCAAGGCUACUCCAACAAUUGCAAACCCUUUAAUACCCCUUUCAUCUCCCCUUUGGAGUCUACCUACUCCCUGUGAUUCCCUUCAACCUAGUGCCCUUGCAAGAGGUUCUGUUGUGGAUUAUCCACAGGCACUUACAUCUUUGCAUCCUUAUCAAACUCCACCUCUGAGAAACUUUCUUGGACAUAACACAGCUUGGAUGUCCCAAGCUCCCCUUCGUGGACCAUGGACUCCUACUCCUGCACAUGAUAACAACAGUUCCCAUCUUUCUGCAUCAGCUUCCACUGAUACAAUUAAGUUAAGUUCGGUCAAAGGAUCUGCUGUGCCUCCUUCCUCUAGCAUAAAAAAUGUUCUGCCUGGUCAGCCAACUUCUAGUACAGGUCUACAAAGUGUAUUUGUAGCAACUUCCCCUCUGCUUGAUACCAACAAUGUGACUGUAUCACAUGCUCAGCAUUCUACAGAUCCAAAGCCCAAAAAAAGGAAAAAGGUUGUAGUGUCUGAGGAUCCUGGCCAGAAGGCUAUGCAUUUGCAGUCUCAAGUAGUGCCAACUCCUGUUGUAAGCAGCCAUAUACCUACUGCUGUUGCUACUGCAAUCCCUGUUGGGAGUGUGCCCAUAACUACUGUUGAAAAAUCAAUUGUCUCUGUAACUCCUCUAUCUUUUGCUGAUCACCUCAAAAGUGACUGGAAUAUUGAGAAGAGGAUUAUGUCAGAUGAGUCUCUUAUGAAAAUUAAAGAGGCGAGUGUAAAUGCGGAGGAAGCUUUUGCUCUUUCUGCUGCUGCUGUGAAUCAUAGCCUGGAGAUAUGGAAACAGUUGGAUAAGCAGAAAAAUUCUGGAUUGGUCUCAGAUAUUGAGGCAAAAUUAGCUUCUGCAGCAGUUGCAGCUGCAGCAGCUGCUGCUGUUUCAAAGGCAGCGGCUGCUGCUGCCAAUGUAGCAUCAAAUGCUGCAUUGCAGGCAAAACUGAUGGCUGAUGAAGCAUUGGUCUCAAAAGGUUAUGAGAGUUCUUACCAAAUUUCUCAUUCAGAGGGUAUUAGUAACUUGGGAAAUGCAACCCCUGCCUCCAUCUUGAAGGGUAUUAUUGGAACAAAUAGCUCUAGUUCUAUUAUUGGUGCUGCAAAGGAGGCUGCAAGAAGGAGAGUGGAAGCUGCAUCAGCUGCCAGAAAACGAGCUGAAAAUAUGGAUGCUAUUGUUAAGGCUGCUGAGCUGGCGGCAGAAGCUGUAUCACAGGCUGGAAAGAUUGUAACUAUGGGUGAUCCUUUGGCAUUAAAUGACUUAGUAGAAUCUGGUCCAGGCGGUUGUUGGAAAUCAGCCCCCGAGUCUUCUCAUCAAGUUGAAAUAUUGAAAGACAUGACCAGUGGUCUGGUGAAUAUAGACAAUGUUGGAGACAGACCGGAAACCUCUCAUACAUCUAAUAGAGAUAUUUCAUCUGAUGAAAUGCGGAGGAAGAUUGCUGCAAGUGAGAAAUCACCUUUUCAUAUACAUGAUGAAAUCUCUCAGGACCAUAUGAGAUCCAUUGGUAUUUCUCCAAUUAAUAAUGUCAGUGAAAAGAGUUCGAAAGGACCAAAGGGCCGCAAGGUUUCUGAUUUAGUCAAUUCCAUUGAUGUGCUUCCUGAAUCUGAGUCUGAAAUACAGACUUCUUUUACUGUUGUUAAUGGACUUGGAAAUCGGGAUGAAAAUAACAUCAAGGAGGGCUCACUUGUAGAGGUUUUCAAAGACGGAGAAGGAUUUAAAGCAGCAUGGUACACAGCCAAUAUAUUAAGUUUGAAGGAUGGUAAAGCUUAUGUAUCCUACAGUGUGCUUGUAGACGAUGAAGGUGCAGGGCCUUUAAAGGAAUGGGUUUCACUUGAAGUUGAAGAAGACCAACCUCCCAGAAUACGUACUGCUCGUCCUCUGGCAGGUUUGCAUAAUGAAGGAACAAGGAAGAGACGAAGAGCAACUUUGAUAGAAUAUACUUGGUCUGUUGGGGAUAGGAUUGAUGCCUGGAUACAGGAAAGCUGGCAGGAAGGAGUUAUUACAGAUAAGAACAAGAGAGAUAAAACAACAUUAACUGUUCACUUCCCAGCUAGUGGAGAAACAUCAGUUGUCAGAGCUUGGCAGCUACGUCCAUCCCUUAUUUGGAAGGAUGGAAAAUGGAUUGAGUCUCCCAAGGUUGGAGCAAAUGAAAGUUCAACCCAUGAGGGUGAUACCCCUCGUGAAAAACGACCUAAAUUAGGUAGCCCUGCAGUAGAGGUAAAAGGGAAAGACAAGAUUCCAAAAGGUACUGAUGCUGUCAAGUCAGCUAAUCCCAGUGAGUUGAGGAUACUUGACUUGACUGAAAAUGAUAAGGUGUUCAAUAUUGGUAAGAACAGCAAGAAUGAAAAUAAAGCUGAUGGUCAUAGAAUGGUGAGGACUGGUCUUCAAAAAGAAGGAUCAAGAGUGAUUUUCGGUGUUCCUAAACCUGGAAAGAAAAGGAAAUUUAUGGAAGUAAGCAAGCAUUACGUUGCAGAUGGGACAAGUAAGAUCAAAGAUGGAAAUGAUUCAGUUAAGCUUGCAAAUUUUUUGAUGCCUCAAGGUUCUGGAUCGCGUGGGUGGAAAAAUAUUUCAAAAAAUGAUACGAAGGAGAAACUAGGAGCUGACUCCAAGCCCUCGAAGUCUGGAAAGCCACAGGGUGUUUUGGGUAGAGUGCUCCCAUCAAAAGAAAACUCUUUAUCAAACUCUCAUGCCAAUAAUCUGAUAAGUCGUACAGAAAGGAUCAAGGAUUCUGCAAGUCAUUUUAAGAAUGCAUCUGGGAGUGAAAAUCAUUCGGAAAGAGCAUCCUAUUCUGGAAACAGUGGAGCUGGAGCUGGUCCAAUCUUGUAUUCAUCACUUGCUUCUUCAACUGAUUCUCAUUCCACUAAAAAGACAUCAACAUCAAGGGCAAGUAAAGGAAAACUUGCCCCUGCUGGUGGAAGGUUGGGCAAAGUUGAUGAGCUAAAAAUUUUAAACGAAAAUCCAGUGAAAUCAACAUCUGAAGUCACUGAGCCUCGGAGAUCCAAUCGCAGAAUCCAGCCAACAUCAAGACUAUUGGAAGGAUUGCAGAGCUCUUUAAUUAUCUCAAAGAUUCCUUCUGGUUCACAUGAAAAGGGACAAAAAAACCAGAAUCGUAAUACUUCUAGGGGUAAUAACCAGAGUUGAUGGAGUAGUUGCAUUGUGCCGAUCAGUUGAAUGACCGACGCACUCAGCAUAUAUGUGUAUAUUUAUUUACAGUAGGGAACAUAGGAAUGGAAAUUCUUGUUUCCUUCGGUUUAGGCAAACUAGUUCUGUAGAUGUUAAUAGUGAUUUUAUCUUGUUUACAAUAUGAUUUGAUUUAAUCCUGUAGGCUGUAUAUGGAAUUUCCUCCUUGACUUGUUUAUAGAGGUUUAUUGAUAUGAUCAAAUGGCAACGUCAUGUUCCUCUUCAUUGGGUGUCGACUUGUACCUGUCUACCGUUCCACCUCCGUUGUCCUUUGUGACACUAAUCUGUAGUAAGUUUAGGUUGACAAAAUUUGGGGUUAAUAAGAAUAAAAAUUCGGAUGAACUUACUGAAAUUCAUCAUGGCAGUCGAGAUGAUAAAUUUAGAAGAAUUGAAAACUUUGUCCAUUGUGAGUUAUUUAUUGUUUGAUAAAUUAAUUUAUCAUACGUGUCAGU
Messenger RNA from Abrus precatorius (Indian licorice), 7277 nucleotides. RefSeq lists its product as uncharacterized. The transcript has 16 exons. Bases 232 to 6786 code for a protein of 2184 amino acids. NCBI's taxonomy places the organism in Eukaryota, Viridiplantae, Streptophyta, Magnoliopsida, Fabales, Fabaceae. The record is from RefSeq and is a predicted model, not a curated record.